This is a messenger RNA of Malus domestica (apple), 791 nucleotides long. RefSeq names its product ATP-citrate synthase beta chain protein 2-like. Gene Ontology annotation, biological process: acetyl-CoA biosynthetic process; fatty acid biosynthetic process; tricarboxylic acid cycle. Gene Ontology annotation, molecular function: ATP citrate synthase activity. Gene Ontology annotation, cellular component: cytosol. Lineage: Eukaryota; Viridiplantae; Streptophyta; Magnoliopsida; Rosales; Rosaceae. The record is from RefSeq and is a predicted model, not a curated record.
AUGGUAAAGCUGGCCUUUUCCAUUUCCUUCUCAAACCCUCAUUGCCUCUUCCGUCUCGCAGACUCUCGCAGACCCUAUGAGAACGACAGUCUCGCCUCCAUCCUAUCCUCCAGUCGCCGCCGUCUCCCUUCUCGAGGUAGGGUGUUGUGCGUGUGCGGACACCAUCAGUUGCUGGAUUCAUUAACCCCGGUUCUGAGGGAUUUCAAAAGCUAUUUUUCCGUUGAGGAAAUCGCCAUACCAGUGCACUCAAACAUUGAAGCAUCAUAUGCCGCACAUCCUAUUGCUGAUGUCUUUAUCAACUUUGCUUCAUACAGAAGUGAUGCUGCUUCUUCCAUGGCUGCUUUGAAGCAACCAACCAUUAGAGUUGUGGCAAUCAUUGCUGAAGGUGUACCUGAGUCAGCUGAAGGUGUACCUGAGUCAGACACUAAGCAAUUGAUUGCAUAUGCACGGGCAACCAACAAGGUUGUCAUUGGCUCAGCUACUGUUGGAGGAAUUCAAGCUGGUGCUUUUAAGAUUGGUGACACUGCUGAAACAAUUAAUAACUUUAUUCCUGUAUUUUCUGGAUAAUUCUUUUAUCCCCUUUCUUCUGCGUUUAAUUUGCUUAGGAAAAUUUGUUUUGGAACUAAAAGUGUAUGUCUCGUAAUGUGAUUAAACUCUGUUAACAAGGAUUUUGAUCUCUAGAUUUUUCAUGGUGGAAUUCUUAUGGUGAUAAUUUUCUGCCGAUGUCUUUGUUUUUGUACUUCUCUCAAUUGUAUGUAAAUUCAAUGAAUUGUGAAAUUUUUGGUGUGGUG